AAAAUCGAAAUCGAAUUGACACCCUUACCCUAUUCUGUAUUAGGUAAGCGAUCCCGAAUAAGAGGAGGGUCGGAAUUAAGAUGGAAGGAAUCCUGAUUUAAGAGAGAGAUGUACGGCUUCACAAGCGUUAGGAAAGAAGACUUAUAGAGGAGCAGACGCUGUACCCUACAGAGUUCAUGAACGAGCUUCGAUGGGGUUUUAUACGGAAGGUGUAUGUUAUCCUUGCUGCCCAGAUCGUCUUCACCAUCAUCGUCUCUUCUCUGACUAUCUUGUACUCUCCGAUCAAUCAACUCGUCGGGGCUAUCUCCGGCCUGUUCUUCGUCUUUGCGUGCUUGCCCUUAAUUCUUUUUUGGCCCUUGUACAUUUAUCACCAGAAACAUCCAUUGAACUUCAUCUUCCUUGGGCUGUUCGCUGCAUCUCUCAGUAUCUCUGUGGAAGUAGAAUGUGCAAAUAUAGAAGGAAAAGUGGUUCUUGAAGCAUUAAUUUUAACAUCAUCUGUGGUUUCUACCUUGACUUGUUACACUUUCUGGGCUUCAAGGAAGAGAAAUCAAGAUUUCAAUUAUCUUGAACCAAUCUUAUUUUCAAGCCUUGUUGUUCUUGUCCUUCUCUACUUUUUAUCCCUUAUAAUGCAGAUGUUCUUCCCUUCACUUGGGCUAACAUUAUCAGUUCCAGUUUAUAAUGGUGCCCUUGGAGCUAUGGUUUUCUCAGGCUACAUUAUUUAUCACACAGACAACUUGAUAAAGCGCUCCACUUAUGAACAGUACAUAUUGGCUUCUGCAUUACUGUAUUGGGAUAUUGUUUAUUUGUCCCUCUCCAUCUUGAGGGUGCUCAAGGGUAUAUAUGCUAUGUCUGAUGGUGGUGCACCUCUCCAUAGAGCCUGAGGGACGAGGUCACCUCAGCUGUGAGAUCACUCUCUGUCCUGAGCUCUAUCGAGAGGAAUAAGAACAAUAAGGGAUCAUUUCAAAAGGGGUAAGAGAGACCAUGUAGCUGUCCCCGGAUAUUAUAGACACAAGGCUGACAUUAGUAGCUCCAGUAUGCUGGUUAGUAGAGCUGCAUUUGUGUUCUUUCUUGCAAACAUAUUGUUAGUUACUUUAAGAAGAGAGAGAAUGCAAAGAUUGCAUUU
Molecule: messenger RNA, 1123 nt
Organism: Macadamia integrifolia
Lineage: Eukaryota; Viridiplantae; Streptophyta; Magnoliopsida; Proteales; Proteaceae
Product: BI1-like protein
Exons: 4
Coding region: 177-881 (234 amino acids)
Cellular component (GO): membrane
Source: RefSeq, a predicted model, not a curated record